Physcomitrium patens is the source of this 2083-nucleotide messenger RNA. The record is from RefSeq and is a predicted model, not a curated record. NCBI's taxonomy places the organism in Eukaryota, Viridiplantae, Streptophyta, Bryopsida, Funariales, Funariaceae.
AAACCCGUCGUCGUCUCGGGGAAGGAGAUGGCGAGAACCCAUUCCCUUCUCCUCCUCCUCCUCCUUCGUCGCAUUCUGUAAACGGCAAUAUAAUCCCGUCUUGUUGCGGGUUUGAAUUCCUCCCCCGGCUAUUAUCACCUGAACGCACUUUUUUGCUGCGCACGUGAGGCUUCUUGUCUUCGAAGUUGGUUACAAUUUGAGUGAAGCAUUUAAGGGAAGGAAAGGGAAGCGGAGGGAGGGAGGUGGUGGAGCGGAGAGUGAGCGGCGAUGGCAGAUUUCACGACGUCCUCGCACCGGAAGCGGUGGAUCCUCAAUCCUCAUGACUUGACUAGAAAGUAUGAAGCUGCAAAUCAACGAGCAGUGGAUGCUCUGCAGAAGUGUGGCGCAACUAGAGUUGAAAUUCAAUCCGAUGGGAGCUUGAUAUACCCCGGUGGUUCUGGAGGAGGAGAAAAUGGAAGGAGAGAAUCUUUACCAGAGCAUCUAUCCAUUGAAGAGGAGCUUCUUGUUAAAAGAUACUAUGAGGGUAAAAUUCAGGAAGUUUGUGCAGCUUUAAGACUUCCAAACAAAAUUCAGGCAACAGCUAUAAUAUACUUCAAGAGAUUUUAUCUACAAUGGUCUAUCAUGGAGCACGACCACAAGAAUAUCCUGCUCACGUGUAUAUACUUGGCAUGUAAGGUAGAGGAGUCCCAUGUUUCUGCUGAGGAAUUGGGAAAGGGUAUUCAACAAGAUCCACAAGUGGUUCUCAAGAAUGAGAUGAUUGUGUUACAAGCAUUAGAGUUUGAGCUCAUUGUUUAUCCUCCUUAUCGCUCAAUGGAGGGCUUCAUUUACGACUUAGAGACCUUUGUGCAAGGGAUGGGUUCAACUGGCUUGAAAGCAUUACAGUGCGAGGCUUUGGAAGCCUUCAGCUAUCUGAAGGAGUUACGAGUAGCUGCUGGAUCUGUUGUGAAUAACAUGAUGCUCACAGAUGCUCCUUUGCUUUAUCCUCCAGGCCAGGUGUGACAACAAUGAAUCAAUCAGGUUCUUGGAGUAGUAAUCUUUUAGAAGUCUCAAGUAUUCUGGCGAUCAGGAACAUUUGGAUAUGGAUGUUAAGAAGUGACUCGUUGAUGGAAUCGAGAUGCUUGUAUUACUCCUUUAUCAGUACUUAACCUUCUCGCUUAAAAAAGGAGUCUUUCGCAGAUGAGUAGUAUCAACCUGUUGUAUUUGAACAUCCUUCAUCAAUCUUGUGACGCACGAACUGUUGGAUGCAUCAUGAAAUCGAAGUUGCAGCUUAUAUGUAGUGGCAUAACCAAUUCUUGAUUUUAAAAUAAAUCAUUUUGUCCAGAUACCUCCAAGCCCUACCGGAACAGAAAAGGUUGCAGCUUUCAUACGCCGAGUUGAUUGCCAAGCUUGACGCCAUUGAAUUUCUGGUUAAGUGAACUGAACAACCCGUAGAAGCAGAAGUGAGGAAAAUCGAUCGCAAGUUGAAGUAUUGCAGAAAUCCAAGUUUGCAGGAUGAGGCUAAGGCCAAACGGAAGAUCAAGAAAAGCAACAAGCGACCACCCAGUGACGUUGCAAUGACCAAUGCCACUGAUGAGCCCCUAGAACUUAAUGUGGCACACGAUGUCAAAAGAAGGCAGACUGCUGGAGAUGCAGUGAUAUAGGCAUGGAGCUCUGGGGAUGGAGUGUCGAAAUCCUGGUCAUUGUUUUCAACGUACGAAAGUCUGCACAAUCGAAGGUUAUUGGGAACGGUAUUGUUGUUUUCAAGAGAGGAUUGCCUGUGAGCUGGGUGAGGGUAAUGAUUUUCCCCUUCUCAAUUGUGGUUAGCUAAUUAUGCAAAUACAGGUACUGCUAAGUGCAGAAGCUGCUUUUUGCUUGAUAGCAGUCGCCUUCAUCUCGAGGGUUGUGCUUGAUCGAUUGUUCACUGGCAAUUGUUUCUGGAUGCAAUUUGAUGGAUUGGCGAAUUUCCACGUUCAGAAAGGUUUGAUAGAAUCAAGGUAACCGUUAAAUGUGGACGCACCAGUUUCCAUGAUUUUCAAUAGACUUUCAGGAGUUACGAUUGAAUGCAAACUUGUCGCUGAUAUGGGAAAAGUUUCGUUCUCCUAGA